Molecule: messenger RNA, 1149 nt
Organism: Branchiostoma belcheri (Belcher's lancelet)
Lineage: Eukaryota; Metazoa; Chordata; Leptocardii; Amphioxiformes; Branchiostomatidae
Product: armadillo repeat-containing protein 1-like
Exons: 7
Coding region: 223-1101 (292 amino acids)
Molecular function (GO): metal ion binding
Source: RefSeq, a predicted model, not a curated record
AGUGCGUUACGUCAUACAUGCGCCAUCUUUAAAUUUUCAACUCAUUGCCUUUAAAUUUUGCAGCGUCCUGACGAGCCAAAUACGAACGCUAGAAGUUUAUCUUCAGCGGAAUAAGGCAGCUACCAACGCCGAGAGGAAGUUUCGCAGCUCGAAAAAUCUUUGGGGGUUGCAAAAUCCGUCAUACAGACUUGUCACGAAAGGAGCCAGACCAGGUUUACAAAGAUGACGAGCACAGAGGGAAAACUCCAGGUGGUGAGACAACUCCACGAUAUUGCUAGGCAACCACAGGGUCACGAUGUCAUCACUCAGGACCCCAGCCUGCUGUCCGGCCUGGUUCUGUUCCUGGAUGUUCAGCAGCACGAGGAAACUGUCGUAUGCGCCAGCCUCGAGGUUUUGGAGCUGCUGGCCCACAAGCCCUCGUGCCGUCCCAUCAUGCACCAGCAGCUGGGUAUGAAGGAGUCACUGCAGCACAUCUGCAGCAGGAACACAGCAGCCCAAGCUUCAGCCCAGUCCAUCUUCCAGCUGCUGUACAACCCUCAGCAGAAGUCUAGAACUCCAGGCUCUGGCCUGAAGGACACCUACAACUCCACACGCUCGGCAAACAACAACACCAACGUCCGCAAGAAGGUCUGCUUCCUCGGAGCUGCCAACAAGAAAUCCAAAACCAUCACGCUGCAGAUUAAGGGUCUCACUGAUCAGCAUCGUCGCGAACUGUGCGUGAGCCAGCUGCUCAAGGUCAAAGGGGUCAUCAGUUUCACCUUCAACAUGCCGCACCAGAGAUGCAUCCUGAGGGCACGGCAGGAUCUCAAGGCUGAGGCCCUAGUUGCCAUGGUGAAUCAGACAGGCGUCAUGUCUGCCCAGCAGGUUGUGAGGAACGACGCAGGAGAGGAGGUGCUUCUCUCAUUCGGCGCUCACCCAGCCGAUGCGAACAAGGAGAACGCUGCUCUGCCGGACUACCUUCCCGAGGAGGACAGUCCCGUCAAGUCCGACGGGUUCACGCUCGCCAGGUCGGGUCACGACCCCCAGGGCGGAGGUCGCGGGUGGCUCAGUUCUGCCGCAGGGGCGGCCGUUAGUUAUCUGUCCAAGUCUUUCUACUGGUGAUAACGAGUUAGUUACCUCUCCUCUGAUAGUUAUGCCUGUAGGAAAAAA